This is a messenger RNA of Salvia splendens (bonfire salvia), 3804 nucleotides long. RefSeq names its product probable LRR receptor-like serine/threonine-protein kinase At4g36180. Gene Ontology annotation, molecular function: protein binding; ATP binding; protein kinase activity. Bases 192 to 3578 code for a protein of 1128 amino acids. Gene Ontology annotation, biological process: protein phosphorylation. The transcript has a single exon. Lineage: Eukaryota; Viridiplantae; Streptophyta; Magnoliopsida; Lamiales; Lamiaceae. The record is from RefSeq and is a predicted model, not a curated record.
UUUGAAUGCCCUUUUUCGGCGUAGACUCAUCUCUCUCGACAGAGGGAAACAACAAAACACCUCAUAAAUAGAUACACCCAAAAUCCCUCGCUCUCUCUCUAUCAGUCGCCGCAGCUUCGGCAUAUGGCGUUACAUCUGCUGCUAAACCACAUUCCUCAAACCUAACCUCACUUCCCUCUUCGAUUUCAUCAAUGUCGACUGCUACUCUCACACUCCUCGCCGUGGCUCUUUGCGCCAUUCUAACGGCUACCUUCACACGCGCCGCCGCCGGCCCCGAGAUCGAAGCCUUACUCUCCUUCAAGCAGAAUCUGCACGAUCCACGCGGCGCAUUGGGCGGAUGGGACGCCUCCACGCCCGCCGCCCCCUGCGAUUGGCGUGGCAUUCGAUGCUCCGCCGGCAGAGUCGUCGAGCUCCGCCUGCCGCGCCUCCAGCUCAGCGGCAUCCUCACCGACCGUCUCGCUGGUCUCUCCCAGCUCCAGAGGCUGAGCCUCCACUCCAACAGCCUCAACGGCUCCAUCCCGCGCGCGCUCUCCGAGUGCUCGCUCCUUCGCGCCGUCUACUUGCAGGACAACUCCCUCUCCGGCGACAUUCCCGCCGCGCUCUUCACCAACCUCACGGAUCUCGGGGUUUUGAACCUCUCGCACAACCAAAUCUCCGGGGAAAUCUCCGGCGACAUUCCGACGAGCAUGCGUGUGCUCGACCUCUCCUCCAAUUCCCUCUCCGGUCGAAUUCCGGCGAACUUCUCCGCUGCUCACCAGCUCCAGCUCAUCAAUUUGUCGUACAAUCGUUUCUCCGGCGAGAUACCGGCGGCAAUCGGAGCGCUGCAGAAGCUGGAGUAUUUGUGGAUCGACGCUAAUAACGUCCAAGGGACGAUUCCGUCGGCGCUGUCGAACUGUUCGUCUCUCGUUCACAUCAGUGCCGGCGAUAAUAUGCUGUCCGGCGUGGUUCCGGCGACGAUAGGUUCGCUUCAGAACCUUCAGGUUAUCUCGUUGCCUCGUAAUCACCUGACUGGUGUGGUUUCGCAAUCAUUGCUUUGUAACAUUUCAGUAUUGAAUGCUACAAUUAGGAUUCUUAAUUUGAGUUUUAAUUCGCUCACGGGUAUUGGGAAUAAUGAUGGCAAAAUUUGUCACAGUGUUCUUCAAGUUUUAGAUCUUCACGGGAAUCAGAUAACUGGCGCGUUUCCUGAUCUCCUAAUGAAUUUCUCUACAUUAAGGUCGCUAGAUGUUUCUGGCAAUUUUAUCUCCGGGCUAUUGCCGGAAAAUGUUGGGAAUUUGGUGAAUUUGGAGGAUUUUCGAGUUGGUAACAACUCAUUAACUGGCGGAAUUCCCGAGAGUGUGACCAAAUGUGGGGUUCUUAGAGUACUCGAUCUUGGAAAUAAUCGGUUUUCGGGUUCAGUACCCGAGUUUUUGGGGGAAAUGAGGAAGUUAACGACGUUGAUUCUUGGUGGGAAUGAGUUUACUGGUGUUGUUCCCUCGAGCAUAGGCAGUCUUGAAUCUUUACAAGUUUUGGACUUGGGUGAUAAUGAGUUGAAUGGGACUGUACCUCUAGAGUUGAUGAGUCUUGCCAAUUUGAGCACUCUAAAUUUGAGCUACAAUAAAUUUUCAAAUCAGGCUUUUAUGAAUAUUGGGGAUUUGAAAGGAUUGGAAGUUUUGAAUAUGAGUGGCUGUGGGCUUUCAGGAGUUAUCCCUUCUAGCAUUGGGAAUCUUUUGAGGCUCACCAAUCUCGAUUUGAGCAAGCAAAACUUGUCGGGAGAGUUGCCGUUUGAGCUUUUUGGGUUACCAAGGCUGCAAGUUGUGGCUUUGGAGGAUAAUUCAUUCUCUGGAAAUGUGCCUGAAGGUUUUAGCAGCUUGUCUAGUUUGCAGGAUCUUAAUCUCUCAGGAAAUGCUUUCUCUGGCGAGAUUCCAGCCAGUUAUGGAUUUCUCAGAUCAUUGAAUGCUCUUUCACUAUCUGGUAAUCCAUUGAGUGGUGUGGUUCCGGUGGAGUUGAGCAACUGCACUAGUCUUGAAGUCUUAGAGCUGAGAGAGAAUGGCCUAACUGGCCAAAUUCCUUCCGAUUUUUCAAGUUUGUCACAAUUACAGAGGCUCGACUUGGGUCAGAAUAACUUAACUGGCCCAAUCCCAGCAAGCAUUUCAAACUGCUCCUCUUUGGAAGUUUUGUUGCUGGAUUCAAAUCACAUCUCGGGCGGCCUUCCAGAGACAUUAUCCAAGUUACCGAGAUUGAAAGACUUAGAUGUCUCCUCAAAUAAUCUGACGGGUGCUGUUCCUGCAAGUCUUUCCAUCAUAUCUGGUCUACAAAGGCUGAAUUUGUCUGCCAAUGGUUUUGAGGGUGAGAUUCCGCCUGCUUUGGCUGCUGAGUUCAGUGACCCUUCUGUGUAUGCGAUGAAUAAGAAUUUGUGCGGGGAACCACUGGGAAGGAACUGCAAAAGGGUGAAUGAACGUAAGAGGAAGAAGAUGAUUCUUUUCAUCGUUGUGGUUGCAGUUGGUAGUUUAAUGCUGCUGCUGUGCUGCUGUGGGUAUGUGUACAGUCUUCUUAGGUGGCGAAAGAAGCUGAGAGCAGAUGGUGUUAAGAAGCGAAGCUCAAGUCCCGGUUCACAAGGGGCUCGUGGAAGUGAAGAGUAUGGGCAGCCAAAGCUCAUUAUGUUCAACAACAAGAUCACAUAUGCAGAAACUGUGGAAGCUACCAGGCAGUAUGAUGAGGAAAAUGUACUCAGCAGGGGCAAAUAUGGGCUACUCUUUAAAGCCACUUAUGCCGAUGGUAUGGUUCUUGCUAUCAGGCGCCUCCCCGACACAUCAAUCGAUGAGAGCACAUUCCGCAAGGAAGCUGAGUCUCUGGGCAAAGUUAAGCAUCGCAAUCUGACUGUCCUCCGUGGCUACUAUGCUGGGCCACCUCCUGAUAUGCGGUUUCUUGUAUACGACUACAUGCCUAAUGGAAAUCUAGCCACACUGCUUCAAGAGGCAUCACAUCAAGAAGGGCAUGUACUGAACUGGCCUAUGCGCCACCUGAUUGCACUAGGCAUAGCUCGUGGUCUAGCGUUCUUGCAUUCCGCCUCAAUCACACACGGUGAUGUAAAGCCACAGAACGUGCUCUUUGACGCUGAUUUUGAAGCCCAUCUUUCGGAGUUUGGCUUGGACAAAGUGACGAUUGCUACUCCAGCUGAAGCCUCUACAUCUGCCACCCCAGUUGGCACUCUGGGCUAUGUAGCACCAGAAGCAACACUGACAGGGAAACCAACUAAGGAAGCGGAUGUAUACAGUUUCGGGAUCGUGGUGCUGGAGAUUCUGACUGGUAAGAAGCCUGUGAUGUUCACACAGGAUGAGGAUAUCGUGAAGUGGGUGAAGAGGCAAUUGCAAAGAGGCCAAAUCUCCGAACUGCUUGAGCCCGGUUUAGUUGAGCUUGACCCGGAGUCAUCAGAGUGGGAAGAGUUCUUGCUGGGAGUCAAAGUUGGAUUGCUCUGCACAAUGCCUGACCCUCUCGAAAGACCUUCUAUGAACGACGUCGUUUUCAUGCUUGAAGGCUGCCGGUUAGGCCCGGAAAUCCCCUCCUCCGCUGAUCCGACCACUCUGCCUUCGCCGAGCUGAUAAAUCUACCAUGCCACAGGAACUGAACUCAUUUGUUGUUUCAUGUUGGAGAGAAUUAGGAUUUCUUGCAAGAUUGUUGUAGUAUGCUUGAUUUGUUUUUUCAUCAAAUUCAUCUAUUUUUCUAUUUUUUUUUGUGUCAUGGCAAGAAUAUGCUUGCUCUAGAUUACCUGUUGUUAUUUCAAGUCAUUAUUUCUCAACUGAAGGGAAAUGUACCAUUUUAACAUUA